This is a messenger RNA of Myzus persicae (green peach aphid), 768 nucleotides long. RefSeq lists its product as uncharacterized. Gene Ontology annotation, biological process: DNA integration. The record is from RefSeq and is a predicted model, not a curated record. The transcript has a single exon. Lineage: Eukaryota; Metazoa; Arthropoda; Insecta; Hemiptera; Aphididae. Gene Ontology annotation, molecular function: nucleic acid binding. Bases 1 to 768 code for a protein of 255 amino acids.
AUGUCAACUUACACCGUCGCAGCAACACUCACGACGCAGUGGAUUUCACGUUUUGGCGUUCCUGAUGCGGUCACCACCGACCAAGGACGCCAGUUCGAAUCUGAACUUUUUACCGCCCUCACAACAAACUUCGGCAUCCAACACCUCAGGACUUCUCCCUACCACCCCCAAGCUAACGGGUUGGUGGAGAGAUUUCACCGCACGCUUAAGACCGCACUCACAGCACAGGACACCGUGAACUGGAACUUACGACUUCCCGUCGUCCUACUGGCCCUCCGGAACACGAUCAAGCCGGACAUCGGUCAUUCACCCGCCGAGAUGGUAUACGGUAUGUCACUGCGACUACCCGGCGAAUUGUUCCACCCAGCCCCGGCCGAAGCUAAGACUGCGCCUGAGCUCGUCAGAACGCUACGAGACGCUAUGACGCAACUACAGCCGACACCCGGAUCGAACCACGCAACGAAGCGAUCAAUUUUCGUACCGCCGGAUUUGAACAAAGUCACUCAUGUGUUUCUCCGUGUCGACGCAGUUCAACCGCCUUUGAAACCAAGAUACGAAGGUCCGUACGCAAUUCUACAACGUCAUGAAAAGAACUUCAAGAUUCAACGCAACAACAACUCGGUUUUGGUAUCCGUCGACCGCCUGAAGCCUGCUUUCGUUCUCAGAGAAGAUCCUACAGCCACAGACCACACCUACUCAACACACGCCGAAGUCGAGAAGCAGCCGGAAAAACGCGUACGUUUUUCCUUUCCUCCUCGGGGGGAGUAG